This is a messenger RNA of Trichogramma pretiosum, 900 nucleotides long. It is a transcript of the gene ave, whose product is annotated as protein aveugle. The transcript has 3 exons. Gene Ontology annotation, biological process: cell surface receptor protein tyrosine kinase signaling pathway. The record is from RefSeq and is a predicted model, not a curated record. NCBI's taxonomy places the organism in Eukaryota, Metazoa, Arthropoda, Insecta, Hymenoptera, Trichogrammatidae. Gene Ontology annotation, molecular function: protein binding. Gene Ontology annotation, cellular component: cytoplasmic side of plasma membrane. The coding region runs from base 193 to 516 and encodes 107 amino acids.
UAAACAAAACCUUUCCGAGACUGAUUGUGAAAUUUGUAUCCAAAAAUAUUUACUUUGUGACAAGAAGUGAAAUCUAUUUAUUCAUUUCUAUUGACGAAUGUUAAAUUGUGAAAAUUUUGAUUGUGUAUUCAUUCUGUUGGGAGUAACAGAUUGCAAAUAACCCAAGAUCAAUCAAUUAAUCAAACUUCUAGAAUGGUAGAAGAAAUAAAUUGCAACAAGUCAAAGAACAAAACCGCCCGUCCUCGACCAGUGUAUCUUUGGAAUGUUUUGGAUGUUCAAAAAUGGUUAAGAAGACACUGCAGUGACUACUACCAAACAUAUCAUGAAAAAUUUUUAUAUCACGAUAUUACUGGAAGAGCAUUGUUAAGACUGAAUGAAAAUAUUUUAAUGCGUUUAGGAAUUGAAGACAGACAACAUAGAAUGGAUAUAUGGAGAGAAAUUAUGAAAUUACAUCUUAAAACUGAUAUUAUAGAAGUUAGAGAUAUUGAAAGGCGAAACAACUUAAAUUAUGAUUAGUUAAAAUCGUAAUACUUUGUAAAUAUAAUUUUUGUAUAUAUAUAAUAUAUAUUUAUAUUAUAGUACUUUAAUUUUUUACUAUUCCAUAAAAUAUAAAAUAUGCAAUAUACAUAUAAAUGAGUCAGACAAUGGUCAAGCGACACAUAAUACUGAUAUGACAAUUAUGUACAGUUGAAGAGCUCUGAGUAACACUUUCAAUUCUGUUUGACAAUUUUCAUUGUUUAAAAUUUUGUAAAUAAUACUGAAACACUAAAAUAAAUAUACACAAAAAGUUAUAAAAUAUGCAACCAUUUAACAAAAUACAUUUUCAACUCUGAUUUUACUCUUGAGUAAAUACCAUAUUAAUAUUGUAUAUUAACUAAUUUGUUGGUUCAUAUUCAUCAA